GGUUACGACUGAUAAACAUAUGGCCUAUCCAGUAUAAAUUAGAGGGUCCUACGCUUAGCAAGCUCAGUUCUCAGUAAACUAUCAACUUCAAAACUCAACAAACAACCACAACAAACAAUCAUGGCUGUCUUAGAAAUAGGUUUGGCCCUUCUGGCCAUUAUCGUGCUCAUCUACUGGUGGUCUAUUGCCACAUUCAAGACCUUCGAACAACGGAGCCUGCCCUUCGAGAAGCCAUGUCCAUUUUUUGGAAACACGAAACAAUCGGCUCUCCAAAAAGUCUCCCACCAAAAGGAAAUAACCGAGUUCUACUUGCGAACCCGUCACCAUAAGGUCGUUGGCUUCUAUAAUCUGCGCACCCCAAUGAUCCAAGUGAACGAUCCCGAACUGAUCAAGAAGAUCUUGGUCAAGGAUUUCGAUUACUUCCCCAACCACCAGCUCUUCAUAACCACCAACGAGCGUCUGCUGAACGACAUGGUCAACACAAUGAGGGACCAGCGUUGGAAGAAGAUGAGGAACACCCUGACCCCAGUCUUCACAGCGGCCAAGAUGCGGAGCAUGUUUGUCCUAAUGAACGAUAGCUUCGGGGAGUGCGUCCAGCACUUGAGGACCCAGGGGCAAUCCCAAUCCGUGGAGGUGGACAUGAAAGUUCUCUUCCAGAAGCUAACCAGCGAUGUAAUCGCCACAACGGCAUUUGGGCUAAAGGUGAACUCUUUUGAAGAUCCUACGAAUGAGUUCUAUCAUGUGGGCUCCACGCUGAUUUUCUCCAGCGGAAUACAGUUCUUCAAGUUUACCCUGUCCGCCCUCAUGCCUAAGCUGUUUACAUUCUUUAACAUGGCGAUUUUUGAUGGCGCCAAAGUGGACUACUUCGUCCGCCUUGUGAUAGAUGCCAUGAAGCAGCGCGAGAAACUUAACAUAACUCGACCCGACAUGAUCCAAUUGAUGAUGGAGGCCAAGAAGGAGUCGACUGUGAAUUGGACCGAUGACGAGAUUGUUGCCCAGUGCUUCAUAUUUUUCUUUGCUGCCCUUGACAACAACACCAAUCUGACCUGCAUAAUUGCCUACGAGUUGCUCCACAAUCCCGACAUUCAGCAGCGAUUAUACGAGGAGGUUCUGAACACGAAGGAAUCUCUAAACGGCGGACCAGUUACCUACGAUGACGUCCAGAAAAUGACCUACAUGGACAUGGUGGUAUCGGAAACACUACGGAAGUGGACACUUGCGCCCACUGUAGAUCGGGUCUGUUCCAAGGACUACACUCUUACCGACGAGGACGGUACAAAGCUCUUUGAUUUCAAGGCCGGUGAUCGUGUCUCCAUUCCCAUAGCCGGCCUGCACGGAGAUGAUCGAUACUUUCCGGAGCCCAGAAAGUUUGAUCCCGAGCGGUUUAGCGAGGAACGAAAGGGUGAUAUAGUUCCCUUUACUUUUAUACCUUUUGGUGCCGGACCUCGUAGCUGUAUAGCCAAUCGAUUUGCCCAAAUGCAGGUAAAGGGCAUGCUUUACCACUUAUUGCUUAAUUUUAAGAUUGAGGCCUCUCCGAGGACUCUCAAGGACAUGUGGGAGUCGGCACGUUUUAGUCUGACGCCCAAGUCUGGAUUCUACAUGCAAUUGGUACCACGAAAGUAAACCAAUUGGAUUAACGAAAAGACUGGAUUUGUGAUCAAAUAACCUAUGAAUGUUUGAAUAUUUAACGCAACUAUGACCUGGAAAUAAUAGUAUUCUAAUGAUGGAUUUCAAUAUACAUCACUUGCAAGUGA
This is a messenger RNA of Drosophila bipectinata, 1754 nucleotides long. RefSeq names its product cytochrome P450 9b2-like. Gene Ontology annotation, molecular function: oxidoreductase activity, acting on paired donors, with incorporation or reduction of molecular oxygen; monooxygenase activity; heme binding. Lineage: Eukaryota; Metazoa; Arthropoda; Insecta; Diptera; Drosophilidae. The record is from RefSeq and is a predicted model, not a curated record.